Tyto alba (common barn owl) is the source of this 1574-nucleotide messenger RNA. RefSeq names its product phospholipid phosphatase related 1 (gene PLPPR1). The coding region runs from base 383 to 1360 and encodes 325 amino acids. NCBI's taxonomy places the organism in Eukaryota, Metazoa, Chordata, Aves, Strigiformes, Tytonidae. The record is from RefSeq and is a predicted model, not a curated record. The transcript has 9 exons. Gene Ontology annotation, molecular function: phosphatidate phosphatase activity. Gene Ontology annotation, biological process: signal transduction; phospholipid dephosphorylation; phospholipid metabolic process.
UGUCCCCUCCCUCCGCUCCGCAGCCGGGGCGGGGGGCUGGAAGCCGGGUCCGGCGACGGGGAGGGAGCCGCGCCGGUGAUCCUGCGGGAGCAGAGAGACGGGGGCGAGAGGGCGCGCCCAAGCAGCCGAAGGCCAAGGGAGGGCGGCCCCGGCCCCCGCCCCUCUCCGGCGCGCCGAGGCGGGAGGGCGGCCCACGAUGCCCGGCCGGCCGCAUGGACACCGCCGCCCGUAGCGGGGCUGCCGCGCCGCACCGCGGGUGAACACUAAAACGUAUUGGAGAUUGUUCUAAACUGAACCAAACAGAGCCUCAACCUUCAGUAUAUGUGCUAACAGAUCCAGGAUAAAGUUUUGAACAGUGCCUCCCCAAGAAGUGUGAUGAGAAAUGGCUUUAGGAAACAAUACCCAGAGAAGUUACUCCAUCAUACCCUGCUUCAUCUUUGUUGAGCUUGUCAUCAUGGCUGGGACUGUUCUGCUCGCCUACUACUUCGAGUGCACAGAUACUUUUCAGGUGCAUAUCCAAGGUUUCUUCUGUCAGGAUGGCAAUUUGAUGAAACCAUAUCCUGGAACAGAGGAUGAGAGCUUCAUUUCACCUCUUGUGCUCUACUGUGUGCUGGCUUCAACUCCAACAGCUAUUAUUUUUAUUGGUGAAAUAUCCAUGUAUUUCAUAAAGUCAACCCGAGAAACCCUAAUUAUCCAAGAGAAAACUAUUUUGACUGGAGAGUGCUGUUACCUGAACCCACUGCUUCGAAGAAUAAUACGUUUUAUAGGAGUGUUUGCAUUUGGACUUUUUGCCACUGACAUAUUUGUAAACGCUGGCCAGGUUGUGACUGGGAACUUGGCACCCUACUUCCUGACUGUAUGUAAACCCAACUACACUGGAAAUGACUGUCGCACCCACCACCAGUUCAUAAACAAUGGUAACAUCUGCACUGGGGAUAUGGAGGUGAUUGAAAAGGCAAGGAGAUCCUUUCCAUCCAAACAUGCUGCUUUGAGCAUCUACUCAGCUUUAUAUGCCACGAUGUACAUCACAAGCACAAUUAAAACAAAGAGCAGCAGGCUAGCCAAACCUGUGCUGUGUCUGGGUACCCUGUGUGCUGCGUUCCUCACCGGGCUAAAUCGAGUUUCCGAGUAUCGAAACCACUGUUCAGACGUGAUUGCAGGCUUCAUCUUGGGUAGUGCUGUAGCUUUGUUUCUGGGGAUAUGUGUUGUUCAUAACUUUAAAGGCACUCAUGGAGCUACUUCUAAACCGAAGCCUGAAGACCCACGAGGAAUGCCGCUAAUGGCUUUUCCAAGAGUGGAAAGUCCUCUGGAGACAUUGAGCGCACAGAAUCACUCCACCUCUAUGACUGAAGUAACCUGAGAUGGAAGACUGGCAACUGAAGUUAUUUUUUAUUACCCUCCAGUACAAUACUCCCAAGACACACAGUUACUAAAUGUCUAACUGUGAUGACCAGUAAUAUGUUAUGUCUAGUUAGAGGCUAAUGUUUUGUACUUUUUUUGUAUGAGGAAGUGAUGUAGCUUGCCCUGAUUUUUUGUCAGCUUUAAUAUUAUUAUGCCAGAAUUUAAAAGCAAAA